This is a messenger RNA of Carlito syrichta (Philippine tarsier), 2676 nucleotides long. RefSeq names its product transmembrane channel like 6 (gene TMC6). The transcript is spliced from 19 exons. The record is from RefSeq and is a predicted model, not a curated record. NCBI's taxonomy places the organism in Eukaryota, Metazoa, Chordata, Mammalia, Primates, Tarsiidae. Gene Ontology annotation, molecular function: mechanosensitive monoatomic ion channel activity. Bases 70 to 2496 code for a protein of 808 amino acids. Gene Ontology annotation, cellular component: plasma membrane.
GCUUCGGACGUGGUGCCCAGCCUCUGAGCUGCCCUAGGUCUGCAGACUGGCGGGGUGUGGGCUGCAGACAUGGCCCAGCCUCUGGCCUUCAUACUUGAUGUCCCCGAAACCCCAGGGAACCAGGGCCAGGAGCCAAGCCCCUACGACGAGAGCGAAGUGCAUGACUCCUUCCACCAGCUCAUCCAAGAGCAGAGCCAGCGGGCGGCCCAGGAGGGGCUGGAGCUGCAGCCGAGGGAGCCGGGGGCCUCAGGCAGUGACCACCAGACCCUCCGGCAGCCUGAGGGUGUCCCCGCCCACAGCACGGCCACGCUGCGCAUCUUGGCCAGCAUGCCCAGCCGCACCAUUGGCCGCAGCCGAGGCGCCAUCAUCUCCCAGUACUACAACCGUACCGUGCAGCUGCGGCGCAGGGGCAGCCGGCCCCUGCUUGGGGACAUGGUGCGCUCGGCCCGGCCCAGCCUGCGCCUGUAUGACCUGGAGCUGGACCCCAUGGCGCGGGGGGAGGAGGAGAAGCAGAGCCUCCUGGUGAAGGAGCUUCAGGGCCUGUCGGUGGCCCAGCGGGACCACAUGCUCCGGGGCAUGCCCUUGAGCCUGGCAGAGAAACGCUGUCUGCGGGAGAAGAGCCGGACCCCCAGAGGGAGACGGAGGGGCCAACAGGGCCACGGUGGCGGCUUCUCCUGCUGCAGCCGGCUCAGAUACGCCUGCAUCCUGGCCCUGCACAGCCUGGGGGUGGCGCUGCUCUCGCGUCUGCACGCCCUGAUGCCGUGGCGCUAUGCCCUGAAGCGCAUCGGGGGCCAGUUCGGCUCCAGCGUGCUCUCCUACUUCCUCUUCCUCAAGACCCUGCUGGUCUUCAACGCCCUCCUGCUGCUGCCGCUGCUGGCCUUCAUCGUGGGCGCGCAGGCCGCCUUCCCGGCCGCCCCCUCGGCCACGGCCUCCGCCUGCACAGGCCUGGAACUCCUCACAGGCACGGUGAGGAGCUGUCGCCCCCUGACUGGUGACCAGUGCACGCCGCGGGUGGGUGGCCUGCCCUACAACAUGCCCCUGGCCUACCUCUUCACCAUGGGGGUGGCCUUCUUCAUCACCUGCAUCGCCUUGGUGUACAGCAUGGCUCACUCCUUCGGGGAGAGCUACCGGGUGGGCAGUGCCUCUGGCGUCCACGCCAUCACCGUCUUCUGCUCCUGGGAUUACAAGGUGACUCAGAAGCGGGCCUCCCGCCUGCAGCACGACAGCGUCCGCACCCGGUUGAAGGAGCUGCUGGCCGAGUGGCGGCUGCGGCAGGAACCCCGGAGCGUGUGUGGGAAGAUGCGGCAGGCGGCCGUGCUGGGGAUCGUGUGGCUGCUGUGUCUGGGGACCGUGCUGGGCUGCGCGGUGGCCGUCCACGCCUUCUCGGAGCUCAUGCUCCAGAGCCCGGUCGUGGCCGGCCGGGAAGUGGCGCUGCUGGCCCUGCCCCUGGUGGUCUCCCUCCUCAACCUGGGGGCCCCCUACCUGUGCCGUGGCCUGGCCGCCCUGGAGCAGCACGACUCCCCGGUGCUGGAGGUGUAUGUGGCCGUCUGCAGGAACCUCUUCCUCAAGAUGGUCGUCCUGGGGACGCUGUGCUACCACUGGCUGGGCCGCAGGGUGGGCGCCCUGCAGGGCCAGUGCUGGGAGGACUUCGUGGGCCAGGAGCUGUACCGGUUCAUGGUGAUGGACUUUGUCUUCGCGCUGCUGGACACGCUUUUCGGGGAGCUCGUGUGGAGGGCCAUCUCUGAGAAGAAACUCAAGAGGAGGCGGAAGCCUGAGUUUGACAUUGCCCGGAACGUUCUAGAGCUGAUUUACGGACAGACUCUGACCUGGCUGGGAGUCCUCUUCUCACCCCUGCUCCCCGCUGUGCAAAUCAUCAAGCUGCUGCUGCUCUUCUAUGUCAAGAAGACCAGCCUGCUGGCCAACUGCCAGGCGCCGCGCCGGCCCUGGCUGGCCUCACACAUGAGCACCGUCUUCCUCACGCUGCUCUGCUUCCCGUCCUUCCUGGGCGCCGCCAUCUUCUUCUGCUACGCCGUCUGGCAGGUGAAGCCCUCCAGCAUCUGCGGCCCCUUCCGGACCCUGGACACCAUGUACCAGGCGGGCACGGUGUGGGUGCGCCUCCUGGAGAGGGCGGGCCCCAGGGUCUCCUGGCUGCCCUGGGUGCACCGGAACCUGGUGGAAAAUACCUUCUUCAUCUUCCUGGUGUCAGCCCUGCUGCUGGCCGUGAUCUACCUCAACAUCCAGGUGGUGCGGGGCCAGCGGAAGGUCAUCUGUCUGCUCAAGGAGCAGAUCAGCAAUGAGGGGGAGGACAAGAUCUUCUUGAUUAAUAAGCUCCACUCUGUCUACGAGAGGAAGGAGAGGAAAGAGAAGGCAAGGAGCAGGGCUGGCGGAACCGAGGAGGCUGCGACACCCCCUGCCCUGCUCACAGAGGGACGGGAUGCCCGGUGGGACGGCAACGGGCCUCGCAGGCUCACCCUGCAACCGGAGUUGCUGGCCUGAGGCCACGAGGGUCCCUCUUGGUGACCUUGCUGGGGCACCAGUUGGAGAAAAGACUCUAUCUCUCCUUUUAAAAGCAGCAGCUGGGCCGAGGCUGGAACCAGAAGGGUUGGCAAGUGGGGCUGGGCACCCCCAGUGGACCCCACCCUGCCAGGGACUCUAUUUAUUCAGAUUAAAUGGGUU